Colletotrichum truncatum is the source of this 1659-nucleotide messenger RNA. Its product is annotated as cytochrome p450. Gene Ontology annotation, molecular function: iron ion binding; heme binding; monooxygenase activity. Lineage: Eukaryota; Fungi; Ascomycota; Sordariomycetes; Glomerellales; Glomerellaceae. The record is from RefSeq and is a predicted model, not a curated record.
AUGCACGGCAUUACGGAGACUUUACUAGACACACUUGCCCAGCACUGGCUGUCAAUAGGUCUAUCACUUAUUGCCGCCUGGCUGGUCAAAAACCAUUACCACAAUGGUCUAAACAAGUACCCUGGGCCAUUUUUGGCUUCCCUGACAGACUGGUGGCGUUUCUUCGAUGUGAUGACUUACCGUCCGGAGGUAACGCAUCAAAAACUGCACGAAAAGCACGGAGACAUUGUUCGACUAGGACCCAACACCCUCUCGUUUGCCGAUCCUGCUGCCUUGAAGACCAUUUACGGGUUGAACAAGGGUUUUGUCAAGUCCGACUUCUACAUCGUCCAACAGUCCGUGGUCAAGGGUCACAGGCUGCAGUCGCUAUUCAGCUCAACGGACAACAGCUUUCACUCGCAGUUCCGUCGUUGCGUUAACUCGGCCUUUUCCAUGUCGGCACUAGUUCAGUACGAACCUUUUGUGGACAACACCACCAAAUUGUUCCUGUCCCAGACUGAGAAGUUGUUCGGAGGAAAGCCAGACGGUUGCGAUUUCACUACCUGGCUGCAAUUCUACGCGUUCGAUGUCAUUGGAGAAAUCACUUACAGCAAGCGUCACGGUUUUGUUGAGAAGAAUGAGGACAUCGACGGCAUCGUGGCGUAUUUGAGCAAGCUGUUCCUCUACGUUGCACCGAUCGGUCAAAUCCCCUUUCUCGACCUUCUUCUACUCAAGAACCCCAUUUACCUCAAGCUUUCACAAUGGGGCUUCAUUGAUGCCACAUUUCCCGUUGCUCGUUUCGCUCGUGCCCGCAUGGCCGAGCGUCUUCCUCAGAUCGACGCCAACGACAAGCCCUUGCUGCCUGUGACUUCGGGUAAGAAGCAGGCCCAGCAACCGGACCUUUUGUCCAAGUUCCUUGCUGCUCGCGAAGCUCGCCCGGAAUUCAUGACGGACGUGCUGGUGCAGACGAUGGCGGUGAGCAUGGCAUUUGCCGGAUCCGAGACGACGGCCAUCAGCCUGGCUGCCGUGUUCUAUUAUCUACUGCGCACGCCAACAGCACUUGCACGGCUGAGAGAAGAGUUGGAUACUUUUGGCAAGGAGGGUGGCUUCAGCGACACCGAGACAGGACUUGUUACGUGGACUGAGAGCCAGAAGUUGACGUACCUUGACGCCUGCAUCAAGGAGGCCUUCCGCAUGCACCCUGCCGCCGGAUUGCCACUGGAGCGCAUCGUUCCCGAGCAGGGUGCCGAGAUUGCCGGAACAUUCGUUAAGGGAGGAACUAUUGUUGGCUGCAGCGCGUGGAUCAUCCACCGACGACCUGAGAUCUGGGGCGAAGACGUCGACACGUACCGGCCGGAGCGGUGGUUGGUGGACGAGACCAAAGAUCGGACGACAGAGGAGCAGCGUAUUAAGGAGAUGAACGGUAUGAUGUUCCAGUUCGGCAUGGGCAGCCGGACAUGUAUCGGAAAGAACAUCAGCUUGCUGGAGAUUUACAAGCUGGUGCCUUCCCUCCUUAGGAGAUUCGAUAUCAGUUUCAAAGACCCGAGCCAGGAAUGGGAACUGGUAAAUGCAUGGUUCGUCAAGCAGAACAACUUCCACGUCAAGUUCGGCAGGAGAGAGAUCGUCAAGCCGAGCUCAGCGAGAAAGCUUCUUCCACGUAGUCAUGAUGUUGUUCGUUAA